CUCUUGUGCACCCGACGCCGCAGAUUUUGCUCUAGCCUAGGGUUAGGGUUUUGAGGGUUCAGUCCCCCCCCCUCCUCCUCUGCGUAGAGGACGACGAAGAUGCGGCCACCGAGGGGCGGCGGCGGGUUCAGGGGGCGCGGCGGCGGAAGGGGCGGCGGCGGCGGGUUCAGGGGUGGCGGGUUCAGGGGCGGGGGCCGCGGCGGCGGCGGUUUCCGCGACGAGGGUCCCCCCGCCGAGGUCGUAGAGGUGUCCUCGUUUCUCCACGCUUGCGAGGGGGACGCGGUGACGAAGCUCACGAACGAGAAGAUACCCUACUUCAACGCCCCGAUCUAUUUGCAAAACAAGACCCAGAUCGGGAAAGUUGAUGAGAUUUUUGGCCCUAUUAAUGAAUCCUGUUUCUCUAUUAAGAUGAUGGAGGGUAUCAUCGCGACGUCCUAUUCACUGGGUGACAAGUUCUUCAUCGACCCUGCGAAGCUGUUGCCGCUGUCGCGGUUUCUCCCGCAGCCAAAGGGACAGCAACAAGCUGGGGCUAGAGGCGGCGGACGCGGUGGCGGAAGAGGCGGCCCCGCCCUUCAUACUCCUGUAUCUUGA
Messenger RNA from Ananas comosus (pineapple), 591 nucleotides. Its product is annotated as putative H/ACA ribonucleoprotein complex subunit 1-like protein 1. The transcript has 5 exons. The record is from RefSeq and is a predicted model, not a curated record. Gene Ontology annotation, biological process: snoRNA guided rRNA pseudouridine synthesis; ribosome biogenesis. Lineage: Eukaryota; Viridiplantae; Streptophyta; Magnoliopsida; Poales; Bromeliaceae. Bases 100 to 591 code for a protein of 163 amino acids. Gene Ontology annotation, molecular function: box H/ACA snoRNA binding. Gene Ontology annotation, cellular component: box H/ACA snoRNP complex.